Messenger RNA from Helobdella robusta, 768 nucleotides. RefSeq lists its product as hypothetical. Gene Ontology annotation, cellular component: membrane. NCBI's taxonomy places the organism in Eukaryota, Metazoa, Annelida, Clitellata, Rhynchobdellida, Glossiphoniidae. The record is from RefSeq and is a predicted model, not a curated record. The coding region runs from base 1 to 768 and encodes 255 amino acids. The transcript has a single exon.
AUGUACUUUAUAAACACCGACAGAUACGCCAUCCUGGUCAUCAUCAUGCUGGCCAUCAUCAUGAUCCUCAUCAACAUACACCUCUUCUGGACGAACGGCCUGGUCAACUCCAUGUGCACGGCCUCCGAGAACCACGAGUACGCCAUCUUAGUCGUGUGGCCCUGGGUGGACGCCAUGAUUUACAGCAUAUUGCCGUUUGUUAUUAUUUUUGUACUCAACUUGGCUAUCGUAAGAGCCAUUGCCAAAUCGAAGCAUCAUCGUCUGCACAAUCUCUCUGCAUCCUCCUCAAAAUCAGUCCCCGCUAGUAAAACUAACGACCACAUUCAUAAAAAUAAUAAUUGUAAACGUGUUCCCGACACUGACGCUGGCGAUGGUGUAGACAAUCUAAAUAAUAAUUCCAAAAAAUGUUCUUUUUCUAAAAUAUAUAUUUUGAAUUUAAACAAAUCGAAUUUUGCGCCCAAAUACAUCAAACCUGGAAGUGAAAGUUGCACAAUAAAAUUCAGCGAAGACGUCAACGUCAAGACCGGUAGCAGCAAUCAAAACUUUUCAGUGCGGAAACAUUACAUCGUCGGAAAGAAGUCGACAUCAUCGGACCGCGAAACAGCAAACAAAUCAAGUUCGGAGCAGGUCGGCAGUCGAUCAUGUGGUCUCAACAGGAUGGGCGUCAUGUUGUUCGCCGUCUCCUGCUUCUUCCUAGUCACCACACUCCCGCUCAAUACAACUUUCGUCAUCACGGCCAUCAUUAAAAACUCCAUCUCCGAUAAGUAA